AAAGGGUUCUUCUAAAUUUCAGUGGCAAUAGGAUCCCAAGAUCUUUGCUGCUGUCUCUUUUAUCUGUCUUCAAAGCUAACGGUUAAGAACAAGGAUGGUGGAGGCUUUCUGUGCUACCUGGAAGCUGACAGACAGUCAGAACUUUGAUGAAUACAUGAAGGCUCUAGGUGUGGGCUUUGCCACUAGGCAGGUAGGAAAUGUGACUAAACCAACAGUGAUCAUCAGUCAGGAAGGGGACAAAGUGGUGAUCAGGACUCAAAGCACAUUUAAGAACACAGAGAUUAGUUUCCAUCUGGGAGAAGAAUUUGAUGAAACUACUGCAGAUGAUAGAAACUGUAAGUCUGUUGUUAGCCUCGAUGGAGACAAACUUGUCCAUGUACAGAAAUGGGAUGGCAAAGAAACAAAUUUUGUAAGAGAAAUUAAGGAUGGCAAAAUGGUUAUGACUCUUACUUUUGGUGAUGUAGUUGCUGUUCGCCACUAUGAGAAGGCAUAGCAAGGUUCCUGAUCCCGGCUGGAGAAGCUCUACGAUUUUUCUGUUUACUCAAGUCUCAGUAUUAUCCUACAAUGACAGUACAGCUGAUCACUAAUUAGAAGGUUAUCCUUGGUGUGAAGGUGAAAAAUGGUGAUUUAAAAACUUGUUUUAAAAACCUGUUACUUUAGGCAACUAGCUCAAUUUUGAUCUGCAAAUUUAUCAUGUUUUAUAAUUUGUAUUAAAAUUUUAAGCUACAUUUUUAAAAUUAAAAGGUGAAUACAUUUUAUAAUUUCCAUUGGAAUAAAAAUC
Molecule: messenger RNA, 781 nt
Organism: Pteropus alecto (black flying fox)
Lineage: Eukaryota; Metazoa; Chordata; Mammalia; Chiroptera; Pteropodidae
Gene: FABP7
Product: fatty acid binding protein 7
Exons: 4
Coding region: 95-493 (132 amino acids)
Biological process (GO): fatty acid transport
Cellular component (GO): nucleus; cytosol
Molecular function (GO): fatty acid binding
Source: RefSeq, a predicted model, not a curated record